Babjeviella inositovora NRRL Y-12698 is the source of this 1545-nucleotide messenger RNA. It is a transcript of the gene ALG2, whose product is annotated as GDP-Man:Man(1)GlcNAc(2)-PP-dolichol alpha-1,3-mannosyltransferase. The transcript is spliced from 2 exons. Gene Ontology annotation, molecular function: GDP-Man:Man(1)GlcNAc(2)-PP-Dol alpha-1,3-mannosyltransferase activity; alpha-1,3-mannosyltransferase activity. Lineage: Eukaryota; Fungi; Ascomycota; Pichiomycetes; Serinales. Bases 5 to 1366 code for a protein of 453 amino acids. The record is from RefSeq and is a predicted model, not a curated record.
AUCCAUGAGAGUUGCGUUUAUUCACCCAGAUUUGGGCAUCGGCGGUGCCGAGCGGUUGGUAGUUGACGCGGCGGUUGGCCUUCAAAAUAACGGCAACACGGUCACGAUGUACACCUCCCAUUGCGAUAAGACCCACUGUUUUGAGGAGGUUUCAUCGGGGGCACUCGAUACGGUGGUUUAUGGUGAUUGGUUGCCGACAAAGGUGCUCGGGAAGCUCCAUAUCGUGUUUGCCAUCUUGAGACAGUUGUACUUGACGCUUGCGUUGGUGCUCACGGGGCGGAUCGCGCAGAUCGACGUGUUUAUUGUCGACCAGUUGUCUGUCGCGAUUCCGCUUAUCCACUACUUCAAACACAAAUCUGCUAAGGUGCUCUUCUACGGCCAUUUUCCGGACCAGUUCCUUGCGCCACGCGAGUCUGCCCUCAAGGCGCUCUACCGCAAGCCAUUUGACACCUUGGAAGAGCUCACCACUGGCUGUGCCGACAAGAUUGUUGUGAACUCUAAAUUCACUCAGUCGAUGUUUGAAAAGGCGUUCCAGCGCAUUGACUUGGAGAAUGUGUCGGUGGUGUAUCCGUGUGUGGACACGGCCAUCCCGGAGAACGCAGCGUUGGCCACUGAAGUGUCUGCAUUUUUCCAGGGGGCGCAGUACUUUCUCUCGAUAAAUCGAUUUGAGCGUAAAAAGAAUAUCGAGUUGGCGUUGCAGGCGUUUGCAGAGUACAAGACAGCGCGUAGCGACCCCACCAAGGUCAAGUUGGUUAUCGCGGGGGGUUACGACGCGCGGGUACGCGAAAACGUUGAAUAUCUCCGUGAGCUUGAGGCCUUGGCGUCUUCCUUGCAUCUCAAGUCAAUUGUUUUGCGCGGAAAGUUAAUUGCCAUGCCGAUGAACACGGAUGUGAUUUUCAUGCCGUCCGUUUCCUCCGGGGUUAAGGACGAGUUGUUGAAAGCCGCGCUGGCCUUGUUGUACACCCCAACCAACGAGCAUUUUGGGAUUGUCCCAUUGGAGGGCAUGCGGUGCGGAACGUUGGUCAUUGCCACUGAUACCGGAGGACCGCUCGAAAGCAUUGUCAGCUACUUUGAUGACAAAACAGCGGCUACCGGGUUCAACGUUGCAUCUGACUAUGUGCUCUGGGCCCAGGUGUUGAAGUUGAUUACGGAGGAUAUCCAUCGGGACGUGGUGGCCCAGAUUCAGAAAAACGGGCCAAAGCGGGUCAAAGACUUGUUUUCGCGGGAUGCUAUGACCAGCCAGAUUGAAGCGACGUUGGAGGAGAUUCUGCCGCAGGUGUAUCGGUAUGAACAGGCGGUGAGUUCCAGUUGGAGGUUUGUAUGUGCAGUGAUGUUGCUUGCUGUUGCUCUUUAUAAUAAGAAGUAGGUGCAAAACGGCAGACAUUCACAACGCUUGGUGUGUGUUAUGUUUUUGUCUCUUGGUUGCACGUUUAUGAUAUCAUUCCGGAUUCCUAGUGUUGCCGUCUUGAGCAUCGUUCUACUUGUAACCUUUUCGGGACGUGUAUUAUAAUUAAGUAUAUACCGUUUCAAGAUAAUCUACGUGCG